AUGCCGGCUACAGAUAACAAAACAACCUUCAACGAUGAAGAGCCCAAGGCAGCACUUGAAGCCCUGGAGGAUGUAUCAGAGGCAGACCGGCUGCUGGUACAUUUCCCAAUCCUACAGGACAAGUCGCCAGAGGAGUUGGAACAAUUGAACAAAGCAGUCCUUCACAAACUGGACUGGUAUUUCCUUCCCUGCGUCACGAUGAUGCUCCUGAUGAGCUACCUUGACCGUAUUAACGUCUCGAAUGCCCGUCUUGCCGGCAUGCAGGACGACCUGCAGAUGUCAGACACCACUUGGUCUGCUGGCAUAUCUCUGUUUUAUGUUGGCUACAUUAUCUCGCAAGUGCCGGCUAAUGUUAUCAUCGCCAAGGGCAAACCGAGCGUCCUGAUGCCCUCGAUUAUGCUGGCGUGGUCUGCAGUGACGAUCUGCAUGCCUGCACUCACAACUGGCUGGGGCUUCUGUCUCUGCCGGUUCUUGGUUGGAUUCACAGAGGGCCCGUUUGUCCCGGCAGUCUCUCUUCUCACGUCGUCGUGGUAUACAAAGAAGGAGUCACCGCUCCGUAUGGGGAUUUGGCACGCAGGGAAUAUCAUUUCUAAUGUUUUCUCGGGCCUUCUCGCCGCGGCGAUCCUCACAAACAUGGAUGGCAUCGCAAAGCUCCGUGCCUGGCAGUGGUUCAUCCUGCUUGAAGGCAUCGUGAGUAUCAUCGUUGCUCUGCUCGGCUUUCGGUUCCUGCCCAACUUCCCGGACAACACCAGCAGAAGAUGGUUCUCUGAAGAAGAGGAGGCGAUGGCACAAUACCGACAGGCUGUCUCUGCCGGUGGGAUUCUCGAAGGAGGAGAGGGAGAAGGAGGCUAUUGGGGUGGAGUGAUAAUGGCAGCCAAAGAUCCGUUUACAUGGCUGUUCGCGGGGAUUCACUUUUCAUUGAUCAUUGCCCAGUCUUUCAAGGACUUCUUUCCAUCGAUUGUCGAGACGCUUGGUUUCAGCAAGGUCGUGACAUACCUUGUGCAGGCUCCGCCAUAUGUUAUUGCUUAUUUCGCUACUCUCGCCAUCUCCUGGUCGUCAGGGCGAUUCGGCGAGCAUUGUUGGCAUAUUAUAGUGCCAAUUCUGGUCGCCCUGGUCGGUUCAGUGCUCAUGAUCUCAACCCUGAACCUGGGAGCCCGGUAUUUCAGUCUGAUCCUGCUCUGCACUGGACCUUUUGUAGGGCUGAAUAUACAAAUCUCUUGGGAAACCACAGUCGUGCCGCGGCCCCGAACAAAGAGAGCUGCGUUGGUUGCUAUAGCCAACUGUGUCUCUUCGGUCUCGCACUGGUUCACGCCGUACUUCUUCCUUCGAUCUCAGGAGCCGCGAUACCAGACUGGUGGCGGAAUCAUCAUUGCCGGGUGUGCACUGUCGGCCAUGUUUUGUCUUGCAGCCCGUUGGUGGUGCAUUAGGAAGAACAAGCAGUUGGAUGAAGCUGAGGCAGCCAGUGGAAACGUGUCUGAAUGGAGAUAUAUUACUUAG
Aspergillus puulaauensis is the source of this 1497-nucleotide messenger RNA. RefSeq lists its product as uncharacterized. Gene Ontology annotation, biological process: transmembrane transport. Gene Ontology annotation, cellular component: membrane. The transcript has 4 exons. NCBI's taxonomy places the organism in Eukaryota, Fungi, Ascomycota, Eurotiomycetes, Eurotiales, Aspergillaceae. Gene Ontology annotation, molecular function: transmembrane transporter activity. The record is from RefSeq and is a predicted model, not a curated record. The coding region runs from base 1 to 1497 and encodes 498 amino acids.